GACUUCCCCGGCCAGCCGUACUCGGUGUCCGUCCUGAAAGCCGGGUACUGUGUCCCUCAGAGCGACGGGACAUUCAGAGCCGACGGGACCAUCACCCUCAUCACAGGACCCAGGACUGUCCUGGUGGACACCGGAGGGCCGUGGGACCGGGACUUUCUCCUAAGGACGCUGAAAGAGAGAGGUCUUGAACCGGGGGACGUUAACGUGGUCGUGGGGACUCACGGACAUUCAGACCACGUGGGGAACCUGAGUGUUUUUCCAGCUGCGGAGAUGAUCGUGGGAUAUGACGUCAGUGACGGGGACACAUACCGUCCCAACAAGCUUUCAGAGGGACAGUCCUACUCUAUUGAUGAGCAUGUGAGAGACACUGACAGGAGUUUAACACGGAAACUGUGGACCAGUUCAAGUUAUUUUGUCCCCUCAGAAGGUCUUAAAACAGGCUUAAACUAAAAGUCACUGACUAAAUUGCCGCAUUUUGUGCGCAACUUAAAAAACACAAACAUAAAAACAUGCAACAAAAGACGAUAAAACAACAAAAUCAGUGGUCCUAUUAUAUACUUUUUUUAACCAGUCAUUACAGUAUUUAAUUUAGUUUCACAGAGUUAAUCUAGUUUGGUGUUUUGAAAAAGAGAGAAAAACGUGUCAAACCAGUGAAAAACACAUUUGCAGGAGAAGACUUCUGCUGUGCCAAUAAGGUGAUGAAGAACAAGUGGAUCCCACAUGUAAAACAUUAUGGAAAUAUAUAUAAUAUUGCAAUGAUGAAAUUUCAGUGUUCAUUGUUAUCAAAUACUUGUAACAAUGAUAUGUAAUGGAAACAGGGUAUUUUAUAGUUCAUCAACAAACUUUAUUGAAAAUGACAUCAUUGCUCUUAAACAGUGGGAAAUCGAUAAUUCAAAAUUACUCAAAGCAUCUUUUUCUGCUUUGUGUUUUGUUAAGAUAAGCUUUUCAUAUUAAGCGUAUUGGACAAGGUCCAUGUAUCAUUCGGUCAUUCACUUAUUUAAUUCUAUUUGGCGAACUAAAAAAAAUAAUAAAAUGA
Messenger RNA from Plectropomus leopardus (leopard coralgrouper), 1036 nucleotides. NCBI's taxonomy places the organism in Eukaryota, Metazoa, Chordata, Actinopteri, Perciformes, Serranidae. The record is from RefSeq and is a predicted model, not a curated record.